Pterocles gutturalis (yellow-throated sandgrouse) is the source of this 288-nucleotide messenger RNA. RefSeq names its product GTP:AMP phosphotransferase AK3, mitochondrial-like. Lineage: Eukaryota; Metazoa; Chordata; Aves; Pterocliformes; Pteroclidae. Gene Ontology annotation, cellular component: cytoplasm. The record is from RefSeq and is a predicted model, not a curated record. The annotation marks the transcript as partial. The transcript has 2 exons. Gene Ontology annotation, molecular function: ATP binding; AMP kinase activity. Gene Ontology annotation, biological process: nucleobase-containing compound metabolic process.
GGGAUCCUUGCCAAGUCUUACAUUGAUCAAGGGCAGCUUAUUCCAGAUGACAUCAUGACACAGCUAGUGCUGAGUGAGCUAAAAGGCCUAGAUCAGUACAACUGGCUAUUGGAUGGUUUUCCCAGAACGGUUGCUCAAGCAGAAGCCCUGGACAAACAAUGUCAAAUAAACACUGUAAUUGACCUAGAUGUGCCAUUUGAGACCAUAAAAUACCGGCUCACAGCACGUUGGAUUCACCCUGCUAGUGGCAGAGUCUACAAUCUUGAAUUCAAUCCUCCCAAACUGCAG